Messenger RNA from Suncus etruscus (white-toothed pygmy shrew), 651 nucleotides. It is a transcript of the gene FAM3D, whose product is annotated as FAM3 metabolism regulating signaling molecule D. The record is from RefSeq and is a predicted model, not a curated record. Bases 1 to 651 code for a protein of 216 amino acids. NCBI's taxonomy places the organism in Eukaryota, Metazoa, Chordata, Mammalia, Eulipotyphla, Soricidae. The transcript has 8 exons.
AUGAGAGUGUCAGCUUUGCUUCGCUUCCUGAUCCUCAUUUUUGUUCUGGUCAUCACAUGGAUCUUUGUUCACAGCUACCCCAGUUUUAGCAUGAGAACAAUCCGCCUUCCCCGCUGGAUUGAGGCAGUGAAAUACAAGUGUAACCUCAGCAAGCCCUGCACAGACAAGAAAUUUGCAUUCAGACUCGUAAGCGGAGCCGCCAAUGUGGUGGGCCCCUCCAUCUGCUUUGAAAAUGAGAUAAUCAUGAGUCCUGUGAAAAACAAUGUUGGUCGAGGCCUGAACAUUGCCCUGGUGAAUGGAUCCACAGGAGCAACACUGACAUACAGCUCUUUCGACAUGUACUCUGGAGAUACUAAGGUCCUGGUGGCCUUCCUCAAAGAAAUCCCUGAGGGUGCACUGGUACUGGUGGCCUCCUAUGAUGAUCCAGGGACCAAAUUGGACGACAGCAUCAGGCAGUCCUUCUUAAACUUGGGCAGCAGCUAUGCAAAGCAGCUGGGCUUCCGGGAUAGCUGGGCUUUCGUCGGGGCCAAGAACAUCAAGAGCAAAAGUCCCUUUGAGAAGUUCGUGAAGAACAACCCAAAGGAAAACAAAUACUCAGACUGGCCUGAACUCGUGGAGCUAGAGGGUUGUGUGCCCCAGAAGUUACUCUAG